This is a messenger RNA of Iphiclides podalirius (scarce swallowtail), 501 nucleotides long. NCBI's taxonomy places the organism in Eukaryota, Metazoa, Arthropoda, Insecta, Lepidoptera, Papilionidae. The record is from the annotation of a GenBank genome assembly.
AUGCAAUAUUUACUUAGGUUACGGAGAAAAAGAGUUGACGACUACUUGCACAUAGUUGAGUCAUGGUCUGACUCCGAAUUUAAGUCUCGUUUAAGACUGUCGCGAAAGACAGCUCUUCGGCUCAUAGAUGAAUUAGAUAAGUCUGGUUACAUAGCUUCACAUAAAUUUGGAUUGAAACCACUGGAACCCAAGCUUUGCUUUUACAUAUUUCUGUCAUUUAUUGCCAACACAGAACCACUCACUCCAAUUGCAACACGAUUUGAUAUAUCAAUAUCUUCAACCUUUCGAGUUAUAAGGAGAGUUGUAGCUUGGAUAUUGACAAAAUUAAAUGAAGCUAUAAAAUGGCCUACUGGUUAUCCUGAAGUAAAGACAGUUUGCGAAGCAUUUCACUCUAAAACUGGCAUUUCAAAUGUUUUAGGGGUAAUUGAUUGUACUCACAUAAAAAUUGAGAAGCCUAAAAAUGCAACAGGAUAUUGCAAUUCUAAAGGUGAAACAUUUUUA